This is a messenger RNA of Hemibagrus wyckioides, 1856 nucleotides long. RefSeq names its product deoxyribonuclease I-like 1-like (gene dnase1l1l). The record is from RefSeq and is a predicted model, not a curated record. Gene Ontology annotation, biological process: DNA catabolic process. Bases 217 to 1149 code for a protein of 310 amino acids. Gene Ontology annotation, cellular component: nucleus. Lineage: Eukaryota; Metazoa; Chordata; Actinopteri; Siluriformes; Bagridae. Gene Ontology annotation, molecular function: DNA nuclease activity. The transcript is spliced from 9 exons.
AUCUAACUAGAGCCUUUAAAAAACAUGCACUUCAACUGUACAACUGUUACAGUAUGUGAUGACCCGUCACUCACAAAACAGCCAAUCACAUCCAGGGACCUGGAUAGGUCAGGUCUGGCUUCUGCUCGGUUGCAGUGAAAACCUGCACCCGCAUCAGCCCUUUGUGGAUACGGUUUGACACCUAUUCCCUAACCCCUCAAAAAACAAAAAAUAUAUAUGAGCAUGAAGUAUUGUUUUCCAUUUACACUAGGUGCUGGGAAAAUGAGAUCUCUCUUGCUGAUAGGCAUCGUGGGAAUUUGUUUCCUAACAACUGUGCUUUCCCUGAAAAUUUGUGCCUUUAAUGUCCAAAGCUUUGGAGAAGCAAAAGCCAACAACAAAAAAGUUAUGAGGAUUUUGACAAAGAUAAUUUCACGCUGUGAACUCACCUUGAUCCAGGAGGUACGAGACUCCAAAGGUGAAGCCAUUCCUGCACUGCUUAAGAACCUAAACAGGUUUGAAAAAUCUCACGUGUACUCUCAUUUAGAGAGUGAAAGAAUGGGGAAGAAGACAUACAAAGAGCAGUAUGUUUAUAUUUAUAGGAAAGAUGUAUUGCAGGUCCAAGAACAAGCGUAUUAUCAUGAACUGAAACACUCAGAGUUCAAUGACACCGAAAUGUUCUCCAGAGAACCAUUCAUCAUAAGGAUCCACUCACCGACAACCUAUGUGAAAAACUUUCUUAUCAUUGGUCAUCACUCGUGUCCUAAGAAAGCCAUGAAUGAGAUGGAAGAACUUUUUGAAGUCUUUCAAGCUGUCCAAAAGAAGUGGAAAACUGAGAAUGUGAUGCUUCUGGGAGACCUGAACGCUGACUGUGGCUAUAUCACUAUUAAAGGCCUGAAGAAGCUCAGACUAAGGAAUGACCCAAAGUUCCUCUGGUUGAUUGCUGAUGAACAGGACACCACUGUUCGGGACAAAACACACUGUGCUUAUGACAGAAUAAUUGUACAUGGAAAAACACUGAUUUCUGGGAUUGUACCAGACUCAGCUCAACCCUUCAACUUCAAAAGCGAGUUCGGUUUAACAGAACAAGAGGCUUUGGAAGUCAGUGACCACUAUCCAGUCGAGGUUGACCUAAAGUCCAGUCAUCACUACCACCUCCGGAAUGAGCUCUGAACAAAAACCUGCACUUUUUUGUUGACACUUUUUCAAAAUAUCACAAACCCCAGAUGUAAACCCUUUUCCCAAUUGCUACAAACCAUUUUAAUUAGCUGUCAUAAUAUGAUGUAAUACAAGUCCAUCUUACUAAGAAAAUGUUCAUACUCAUCUGUAGGCAUGCGGUCAUUUUUUCCAUUAAUGAAGCUUUGUUUCAUUCUCUGAAUCUGUAGUACAUACACUACAAAAGUUUGGACACACCUUUUAAUUCAAUGUUUUUUGUUUGGGGAUUUAUUUUGUACAUUCUAGAACAAUAUUGGAGAUUUCAAAACUAUGAAAUAACACAUAUGGACUUCCAUACAGUAUGUAAUGACAAAAAAACAACAGUCAGUUGUUAUUUUAAGACAUGAAGGUCAGGUGUUCUGGAAUAGUUCUUGCAAGAACAGUAUUGUCAAGUGCAUUUGCAAAACCCAUCAAGCACCAUGAUGAAACUGGCUCACAUGAAGACCAUCCCAGUAAAGCAAGACCAAAAUUUACCUCUGCUGCCGAGGAGAAGUUCAUUUAGAGUUACCAGCCUCAGAAAUCACCAAUUAACAGCACCUCAGAUUAGAGACGUUAUGAAGGCUUUACAGAGCAUCAGUAGCAGACAUAUCUCAAUAUCAACUGUUCAAAGGACAUUAUUGUGUAUUUCGGCCGCCUUCAGCAUUGUUUUACAAUGUAGAAAGAAA